UCGGUGGGAGGAUCUUGCUCUCCUGCCCCGUUUCUCAGCACCCUCUGUAAAAUUAGCGAAUACUGCAGUAAGAAGUGAGUGUGUAUAUGUGUCACGAUCAAGAGGAAAGGACGAGCGGGAUUAAUAUUCAGAAAAAGCUCUCAUCUGGCUGGUGACAGAGAUGGCAGCCAUUCGGAAGAAGCUGGUGAUUGUCGGGGAUGGAGCUUGCGGGAAAACAUGUCUUCUCAUUGUUUUCAGUAAAGACCAGUUUCCUGAAGUCUACGUCCCAACAGUGUUUGAGAACUACAUUGCCGAUAUCGAGGUUGAUGGAAAGCAGGUGGAGUUGGCAUUGUGGGAUACUGCAGGCCAAGAGGACUAUGACAGGUUGAGGCCUCUUUCCUACCCUGACACAGAUGUCAUCCUCAUGUGUUUCUCCAUCGACAGCCCAGACAGUUUAGAAAACAUCCCUGAGAAGUGGACCCCUGAGGUGAAGCACUUCUGUCCCAAUGUUCCCAUCAUCCUGGUGGGGAACAAGAAGGACCUGAGGAAUGAUGAACACACACGGAGAGAACUGGCCAAGAUGAAACAGGAGCCGGUGAAGACAGAAGAAGGAAGAGACAUGGCUGGUAGGAUCAGUGCUUUUGGAUACUUGGAGUGUUCUGCCAAGACCAAAGACGGUGUGCGGGAAGUGUUCGAGAUGGCCACUAGAGCGGCACUGCAGGUCCGCAAACGCAAGAAGAGAAGUGGCUGCACGCUGCUGUGAGCAGUCCAGACACCAUAAAAUCAACCAACUAGGAGAAAAAUCAGUGUAUAGGACUGACAUUUUACCAAAUGGCAUCUUUGUACUGUAUCUCGCAUUUCACAAAGACAGUCAGACAGAUGAAUCGAACGCAAACAAACCUAAUACAGGAAAUGAACUUUGUCUAUAUUACAACCAUGUUUAGAACUUGACGUUUAAAGUUCCUUGUUGAUUUUUUCUUCCCAGAAUCCGUCUUUACGCAUAGAAUGUUUUCCUCCUUGUUUUUCUUUAUAUUUGUAACGUACCGAGACAGUGAUAGAUGCACAUAUUUGUUUGCAAUAUUCUUCUUCACAAGCUUGGGUGAGCAGCAUCCUUUGUAGCUUGUAUGAAGUCUUCAUGAGUAGGUUCUUGUCCAUAUCGUCCACACUGUCCUGUCCUGUCAGUAUCAGUUUGGUUUAUCAUGGUAGUUGUGAUAGGAAAUGUAAGUCGAUACCUUUUGACCAUCCGAGCUAGUGCCUUUUUAAGUUUUUACACCCCCGUCUACUUCUCGUGUUUGUCAGCUAGCUAACAUUUCAGCUGAGGGGCCCUCCAUUGUACUGUAGCUCAUUUUACACAGUGUUGUCAUUGUGAAACCUGAGCAAAGCCUUAAAUAAGGCUUUCAGUGCUGCUGACAACUCGUCAAACACAACAAAUGGCUGCUUGUGUCAUUUUUGUUGGCGUGAAACAUCAGCAUUCUCUCAACAUUUGCAGUACUUGCUGAGGAUAAAGAAGGUAGCUGCCUAUGUAAUGUGAUGUGUGAACUGUGUGAACAGUCAACAAAGCAGUGAGCUUCGCAUUCUUUAUUAGACCUGACUAUUCACAUGCAUCCCUCAUAACCAUCGCUAAUCUGUGCAGUGGACCAGGAUGGGCAGAUCAGAACUGGCCAAUCAAGACACAAACCAGUAUGACUCAACUAUGCACAAUGGCUGUUAGGACCAACAAGGACAUGACACAGCUGAAACAGAAAUGAAGGCUAAGGCCUGGUGAAAACUCCCUUGUUUGUUUACUGUGAGUGAAUGAGUUCUACUUUUCUUCUGCUACGACGCAGGUGAGCCCAGUCACGCCCGUGGUUGGAAUCCAUGUGUUGUAUGGGUUAUCCCAGUCGUGGAAAUCACAUUUUGUUAGAGCUGUUAGCCUUUGAGUGUGGAUGUUUCCAGUUGGACAACAUUCCUGAUAUGUUUUAGUGGAGCUGAGUUGUUUGUGAGGAGUUUGUUUUUCCCCCGGUGCCUUCUCUGUUCUGGUGUGCCUUUGGUUGUUCUCUCCCAGACCGGAUAGGUCGGCUGCUCUAUGCCAACGUGACACUGACAGAGCAGGUCAAGAGUGACUUUACUGACAUGUUUCACAAAGCUUGGUUCUUUGAAUUGUAUCAAAAAUUGGCUGGACCACAAAAAUGUGUCAUUAGUUGACUUAAAUUUAGGUCCUCACAACUUAAUAUUACGUGCAGUGUAAGAUGUCUGUCAAGGCAAUCUUAUCUUGGCAGAUAAUGUAGGUUACACCAAUUUGCGUCAUGUAUUUUGCUUCGAGAAUGAGUCAUGGGAAAAUUACAACACUUGUGACUUUACGUAUUUCCUCAAGAAACAUCAAUGGUUGUCUUCAAACUUUAUGUCAGUUAUUGAUUACAACUGUGGAAAAAUUAAAUUUGGUUUAUUUUUUCUGUCUUUCUCCUGAUCCCAUGUUGCUCCUGACGUUCACCUCUUGGCACGAAACAUUUGAUUCUAUAAUUUAAUGUCUCAAGUCAAAAGAGAAGACGGUCAGCACACUGAAAUGACCUUAAAGCAGCUUUUGGAGACAUGUCAGAGACUGCCCACUGGUCCCAGUCCUUCUCUCUCUCCACAUACCUGAUUGUGAAUUUGACCUGAAAAUAAAAAGGCUUUACGUAUAGUGCUUGAAAGGCCCAGCGAUUGUCCUCAGACACAGACUCUUUAUGGCAUUCCUUUUCCUCUUCUCCACCUCUGUUGUUCAUUCAUGUUUUGUUCAUGUCACUUGGCUGCAUGCUGCUGUCUGUCUUGAAAAGGGUGGAUGUUGAAAUGUGUGUGGCAAAACUGCUAUCUUCGAUGUUGCAUGCAACAUUUUUUCAUGCAACGACUUUUGCAUUAUUGUGGACAACAACAAGCACACUAAUAAGGCAAUAGUUAAGAGAUUAAGAUUCUUUCGAUUUAAAAUUUGUAUCAGUAAAAAUGGGUGUUUCAUAGUUGUGGCAUGAUGUUCACAGGUCUCAGCAAGCUUAAUGCCAAGGAAUUUUUGGGAAUUAAAUGCCGGCAGAGAUAGUCGAAUAUCUUUCACAGAUGGAAGCAGGAUGAUGAAAGCAUUCCUGUAGGGCAGCAGGGGGUUUAGUCUUGAACAUAUCACUAAGAGCAUGUACAGUACUGCUGUUAAUGUGUAUGCACAUAUUGUUGCGCUAAGUCAAAAGUUGUCCUGAUGAUGUCGAUGCAUGCAUGAGAUACCCAUGUGUCUUCACAGUGCACACACACAAGCACUACACGCACACGUCUUGGGGAACAGCUUCUGCUCAGUGUUGUGUAACUUUUUUCAUUCUUUCUCUGGAAGUAUUUGAAAUGAUAAAAGAUCCAGAUUUCUAUAAAAGCUCAUUAUAAUAAUGCUUUGUAAACAGAAAGUGUUGUAGUGAAUGUUUGAUCUGAAGUCAACAUGAACAUUGUUAAUAAACUAUUUUUGAGACAAGA
Molecule: messenger RNA, 3438 nt
Organism: Scatophagus argus
Lineage: Eukaryota; Metazoa; Chordata; Actinopteri; Scatophagidae
Gene: rhoca
Product: ras homolog family member Ca
Exons: 5
Coding region: 161-742 (193 amino acids)
Biological process (GO): small GTPase-mediated signal transduction
Cellular component (GO): neuron projection
Molecular function (GO): GTPase activity; GTP binding
Source: RefSeq, a predicted model, not a curated record